Messenger RNA from Poecilia latipinna (sailfin molly), 516 nucleotides. RefSeq names its product SH3 and multiple ankyrin repeat domains protein 1-like. The record is from RefSeq and is a predicted model, not a curated record. The coding region runs from base 2 to 505 and encodes 167 amino acids. Lineage: Eukaryota; Metazoa; Chordata; Actinopteri; Cyprinodontiformes; Poeciliidae. Gene Ontology annotation, cellular component: postsynaptic membrane; dendritic spine; postsynaptic density. Gene Ontology annotation, molecular function: ionotropic glutamate receptor binding; synaptic receptor adaptor activity. The transcript has 3 exons.
CAUGCGGUUCAACCCGGACGCGACGGUCUGGAUCGCCAAGCAGCGGAUCCUGUGUACGCUCAAUCAGACCCUGAAGGACGUCCUGAACUACGGCCUCUUCCAGCCGGCGAGCAACGGGAGGGACGGCAAGUUCCUGGACGAAGAGCGCCUCCUCCGAGAAUACCCACAGCCAAUCAGCAAGGGCGUCCCCUGCCUGGAGUUUCGCUACAAGAGCAGAGUCUACAGGCAGCCCAACAUCGACGAGAAGCAGAUCGCCAAACUUCAUACAAAGGCCAACCUGAGGAGGUUCAUGGACUUGAUUCAGCAGAACCAGGUGGACAAAGUGGGGAAGCUGUUGGAGCGAGGCCUCGACCCAAACUACCACGACGGGGAAACUGGAGGUGAGGCUGCAGGCUGGACACAAACAGAAAGAAACACUGGUGGAAAACCUUCUGCUUAUCAGAGGGUAAUAAAUGGUUCUGGUUCUGGAGGGAAACCCAGACCCAGAAAAACCUCCUCAUCCUAGAAACGUUUGAU